Messenger RNA from Strongylocentrotus purpuratus (purple sea urchin), 4403 nucleotides. Its product is annotated as mis18-binding protein 1. Bases 101 to 3427 code for a protein of 1108 amino acids. NCBI's taxonomy places the organism in Eukaryota, Metazoa, Echinodermata, Echinoidea, Camarodonta, Strongylocentrotidae. The record is from RefSeq and is a predicted model, not a curated record. The transcript has 16 exons.
AUCAGUUAUAAGAUUUCUCUUUGAAUGGCGGUGACUUGAAACUGUGAGAACGGUUCCGUAACUUCGGUGUAACGACAAUGAUUUUAGAGGAAUCAAGAUCAUGAAUCCAAUACAGGACUCUGAAAAGUUGGUCGGUGGUCGCAAAGACAGUAACAUCAGGCGACCUGUACCCAAGUAUCAGCAUUACAUUGAUCACUUUGAGGAACUCUACAGACAAAGUCCUCUCGCAAAGGUGAUGGGCCAAAAUGCUUCGAGUUCCAUUCCAUCAAAACGCAAUGCUGACAAUUCCAUAUCAAGCAACACAUCUGGCUCUUUCAAGGUUCCGCUUGUGUCCCCGAUGCUCAAGCCCAAACCUGUGCCAGCAUUGGUGGGUGCUUUCAUCAUGUCUCCCGUGGCGCAUCUCAUCCAACAGAUGCAGUCAACGGGAGGAGUCGCACAGAAAGAUGGUGAGAAAGAGCAUGCAUCUACCAGCCAUGUUGAGAUGAUGCCUCCAGAGAGUAUUGAGAAUGAAGACUGGCAUGAUUCAGAGAGGAAUGAUGUAGUCCAAAGGGAGCAGAGACUGGUGCCUGGUGGAACACUUUCAUGCUUCCAGCCUGAACAUGGUCAAGAAGUGGAGUCUUCAGAAGUUGCUGAUACUGCAGUGUCGUCAACAGAGGCGGAAGAAGAGGACGACGCAUCACUCUACACUGAUGUCCCAAACGUGAAGGAUGUCACGGAUGAGAUGGAUGGAGAGAUGGAACCAAUGGAGAAAGUAGAAGAUACUGAAAUAAAAGGCUCAGAUCCAGACUCCUGUGAUAAACCAAUUCUUGAAGCAUCUCCUUUGGGAUCCGUCUCAAAAGCAAGAGAAAAGAGAAAGUCGUUAAGGAGGAAAGCCGUGAAGUCGACCAGUGAUCUGGAGCAUAGUAACAUCGACAGCUGUGAUGACGUAGCCAAACUAGCCGGGAAGACAGUGACUGACCUGGACCAAUGGAUCAUAAAAUGGCUUGGAUCAGGAUUAAAGCACAUAGCUGUGGAGGGGCAUAGAUUAGAAGAUCCAGAGGGAUCAUUUUGGCACAGUACAGCCAUUAUCAAACGGAACUCCUCCUGCCUUGUGGAAACCUCCUCGGGAUCAAGAUAUAGUCUCCACGGCAACAUCAACAAACUGUUGGCAAGGGAUCAAGGGUUUUCUAAGAAGUUUUUACGUCGCUUUCAGAAGGGUUUUCCUGCUAAAUGGAAAGCGUACUUAGUGGAAGAGGCAAUGGAGCAAUCUGGCAAGAAAGUAGAAGUGACUGUGCCAGAGUCAACGGACAUAGGGACAGCGAAGGCAUCUAAUACUCCUGUCAUCAACGGUGGGAGACUUGCCACACACAAAGUGCUCAGUACUCUGAAGAAAGAAAAACGGCCUGCUGUGACGAAAACUCCGAGUAACGAUUCAGAAACAACUCCAGUGUCGAGAAGGAGAGAGGCUGUAGUUGUCACGCCCUCUUUUGUCAGCGUGGAGGAGGUACGAACCACAAGGAGUGGACGAAAGGUCCUCCCACCCCUCGAAUAUUGGAGAGGCCAGAGACAACGCACCCUGCUGUACAUGGAAGGUGCUGCAGAGCUCCUAGAAGGAUCCAUUGACCAUACUCCUGUGUCAGCUACACGUCUUGGUGUCAAAGGCUCCAUUGACAUAUCACAGAGAGCAAAAAGGCUGGUUACUAGAAAGAAGAACCCCAGGAGCAGGAAGCGAGCAGAAAAGUCAAAGAACACAACUUCACAGAGAGAGAGUAGUUUUGAGGAGAGUGAAAGUGAGGAUGACCCGCUGGACAGGAUGCAAAAGAGAGUUGUUAAUGCAAGAACUGAGAGAAAUUCAGACACAUCCAAUACAAUGAAAGCAGGCGGUGAAGAAUGCAGCCUCGAUGCAUUGCCAGAGCAGGGAAGUUUUCGAAGAUCACCCAGGAAGUCUUUAGACACCUUCCCCAAAAAGUCUUUAGACACCUCCGACCAUCAGAAGUCACGGGACACGCCUAGAUCUCUGAGUCAAACAAGUGUCUGUGAUGCCGUAGACGUAUCACCUCCAGUCAGUGGAGUCGGAGGGGACGCAACUAACAAGAGCAGCCAGCCCUAUGAUCUGUACAGUGAGGUCAUGGGAGUCGUGAAGGAGAAUCGGCAACGCAGGAUAUCAAAUCAGAGCAGAAGGCGACGCUCGCGUGAGGCCAAUAGGAGUUCCUCAUCGGCACCGGAGCAAGGGGAAGAGAACUUCAACAUCAGCGAUGAUGAAGACUUUAAGAAUAAAGACUCUGCUUCUGCUACUGAAGGAGAUAAUAAGAAUAGCUCCUUGUCAAGGAAACCAAAAGGCUCUCCUGUACCUAGCACAAGUAACAAAAGCAUCUCCAAGCACAAACGGAAAGUAUCCUCUAAAGCUAAUGAGAGAGUGCUGCUUGGUUCAAAUAUGGUUGCAUGUGUCGUUUUGGAGAAAAAUGAACACUCUGAUUUAAAUGCAGGGGUGAAAAUCAAAGGUAGCUCUGGAUCAGGGAAACAAGACAAAGCUGAACAAGCAACAAAGAAAAAGACGAAAGAAGCACCACCUAAGUCUCGGAUUUCAAAGAGAAUUCAGGAAUCGAAUGAGAAAUGGAAACCUGAUGAACUUCAUCGUUUGCACAGAGCUUUGAAGAUAAUCCCACCAAGCUCCAGGCAGUUCUGGCAUCGGGUGGCAUCUUCUGUUGGAACCCGGACAGAAUGGGAAUGUCAGCAAGAGCAUCAGGCCAAGCUGGAGGAGGCUACCAAGGCAUCCAACCAGUCUAAGGGUACCACUAAGGGUACCACAAAGGAUAACAAAGAGUCCAACCAAGGAGCAAAAGAGCCUGUUGCCCUAACUGCUGCCAAGGGUACAAUGAAACGAAAGAGGCAACUCAGAGAACUCAUCCAGCAGCACAACCAGGCAUCUGAAGAGGAUCUAUUUGAUUCAACUCCAUUCAAGAAACAGAGGAAGACCACAAAGCCCUUGUUAAAUCUUGACCUGGCAGAGGAAGAGGAAGAAGAGGAUGAUGACGAAGGAAUGCAGGCCAAGACUCCAGGCUCCGCCCGUUUGAAGACGCCCAGUACACGAUUCCACAAUCUUCUGGCACCCCUUUCCGGGAAGAGGACUCCCCAUUCCUCUGCAAUAAUAAGCCCUGGGCUCUUGAAUUCCGUAGAAAAGAAACACAUGGAUAAGUAUAUCUUUGGCAUGCAGAAGAAAAGAGCCAGUCGACGGGGGAAGAACGUUCCAGAGACUACACACAAUGUCAGUCCACCUCUCAAGGUAAGGCAGAGGCAGUUGAAAACCCAGACCAUGGCCAUGACUCCGACCAUAUCCGAAGCAUUCCAGGUCGACCCCGUCCAAGGCACGGAUUCUGACGAAGACGAAGGAGACUACUACUGGUCUGACGAGGAAAACAAUUCAGCACCAAACAGCAAGAAACAUUAGAACCGAAUGGAUUUUGAAAGCAAACGUUGGUUAUUUGGCAUAUCUUGCAGGGCAUAUUUUGGGCAUUUUGAGGCUAAAACGCAUUUGCUGUGCCUCUCUCAAAAUGACAUAGUUCAAGACCACUGGAGUCAUGCCCUGGUACGGGCCUUAUGUGGUUCAAAAGUGGCCUACCCCUAUAAAUAAUGCCAUUCAUGCUGUCUAAGGUGCUAGUAGGAAGGUGUGCAUAAUAUUCUCUCAAUAAAACAAUAAAUUCAUUUUAUUUUGGAAAGUAAAUGCAAAUGCUUUCUUAAGUACAAGAAAGAUAAAAAUAGCUGAGGUGCUAAUGCACUGUUCCACUCUGCACUUUCUGUGUAUUUUUUUUGAAGCUUAAUGUGAAUAAUGACUUUUAGGAUUUAUGACAUUUAUGUAUUUAUACUUAUUUGUAUAUACAGUUUUUUGUAACUUUCCUAAUUUUGAUUUUAUAAGCAAUCAUGAACUAAGUUUCAAGAAGCAAAUAAUUCAUUUUCACUUUUAUUUUUAUAUUGUCAAAUGCAAUUUUGAAUUUUGCAGGGGUACAAAUUUCACAGUUCAAGCUACUAGUGGAAAUAUAUAAAGCUAUCUUGUAAAAUAAAUUUAAGUUAUUGGUAAAAUCUGAAGGCUGUGACAUAGAAAGGGUUAAUUUAUCAGCUUUGACCACCUUGAAAAUUGUAUGAUAUCCUGGAUAAUUUUUAUUGAAGGAAUGCCCACAUGAGAUUUUUUUUGUUAAGUUCUGAGUAUCUGAAUUGGCCAUUCUAGUUUGUUGUUCAAGCAGAACUAUUGCCAAUUAAAGGGCUUCUGGUUGUGUAUAUAGCAGAAUGAUGCAUGUGUACCAACAGUAUACAGUAUUGCACCUAUUGUAUAUAGUAUUGCUUAUGUUAUGAAAUCCUUGCUCUCAUAUUUUAGAGACAAUAUACAUUACUAUUUAAUAAUAUGUGUUUUUAUAUUUUUAUUCUUUUAA